Messenger RNA from Ilex paraguariensis (yerba mate), 275 nucleotides. The record is from the annotation of a GenBank genome assembly. NCBI's taxonomy places the organism in Eukaryota, Viridiplantae, Streptophyta, Magnoliopsida, Aquifoliales, Aquifoliaceae.
UGCCAACAAUAUGAUGUUGGUUGAAUGAUUGUCUGCUUUCGAAGUAUUGACAAAUGGCGGAGUCCUCCGCUAGUGAAACUGCGAGAUACAUAUACGUUCAUGAUGUCGAAAAGGGUCCUCUUGAAGCCAUUGAUGUCCACCAUAUUGUGGUUCGAAAGAGCAGUCCAAAGGGUUUCAUAGUGGUCCUAUGUACUCUUCUUCCUAUAGCAACUUCAUGCCUUCUCUUUCUGAUUAAGUUCCGAACUAAAACUGGUGGAAUGGAACAGGAAGUUUAG